Cotesia congregata is the source of this 2175-nucleotide messenger RNA. Lineage: Eukaryota; Metazoa; Arthropoda; Insecta; Hymenoptera; Braconidae. The record is from the annotation of a GenBank genome assembly.
AUGUCAAGAUUAAUGUCAAAAAGUAAAGCAGCCCAGACAAUGAAGGAAUCACUUCUCCAGUGGCUUUGUAUAAGACAUGCGACAAAUAAAUCUCUAACCAGAGAGAUGUUAAAAAAAACAGCACUUGAAUUUGUCGAGUAUUAUAAUGUUGAAGGAUACAAAUGCGGGGGAUCUUGGUUAACCCAAUUUUUGAAGCGCUACAAAUUUUCCCCAUCACUAACUGAGUGUUGCGGUCCAGAGUUUGACAACUUUAUUGAAUGGAUAGAAAUAAUGCGCCCUUAUCUUUCUAAUUAUCAGUAUGAGGAUCAAUUUUUCCUAGACGAGCUUGUUAUGUACACAGAUUUCAAGCCCAGCGACCAGUAUCAGAAUCAUUCAACCCGCGAUAUGAAUGAAACAGGUUCAUCAGUUGACUUCGACGAAGAAAAUCUAAACACUAAAGCCGUACGGCCACCCGCGAUGAACAUAGUAACAAUUUUACUAGCCGUAAAUGCUUCGGGAACUGAAAAAAUGCCCCCAAUAAUUUCCGGCCGCUACAAAAUCGAAACCCCGAGUCAAGAUUGCGUUUACCAAUGCGACAAUUACAGCCGCAUAAACAACGGGACACUCGCAGGCUGGCUGAUGGCAAUGAACACCAAAAUGGCCGAGUUAAACCGAAAAAUAAUUAUGGUACUAAACAGAAGUCACAUCAAUGCCGUAAAUUUCGCCCAGUUGACACACAUUCAGCCCGUUUACUUACCAAUCAAAUUUCCGAGCCACCUUCGACCUCUCAGACGAGACGUUAGUCAUUUUAUUAAAAUGCACUACAGGUCUAAUUACGUCCAAGGGCUGUGCCAAGAGCCUACUAAGGAUUUUUGGGAGCCUGAAGAAAUUAUCAACUGCCUAGUCGAAGCCUGGAAAAAAAUCCCUGCAGAAUUGAUAGUAGUUAAUUUCCAACGUACUAAAUUCCGCAAUGAUGAUUGGUAUUUAAAUAUACAGUGUCCACAGUGGCACACUUUAAAAAUAGGCGUGAGCUUCGAGAAGUUUGUCACCUUUGACGACUGUCUCAGCGAAGCAAGAGACGGUAUUUACAACGGAGAAUUAUUAGAGAGGAUUAAUGUCGACAGCGAGCUUCGCAAGUCUUUCAGUCAAGAUGGAAGUCUAAUAAAUAAGUCUAAUUUUAUUGAGGACUCUAUGAGCUCGCAAGAUUGCGAUGGGAGUCUUAAAAGACCUAGUGAUGAUUCUGUUGAUGGAAAUUCUUGCGAGCCGAUGGAUUUUUCUAAUGCUAACCGCAGCAGCUUUUCUGUUAAAGUUGAAGAUAUUCAGGAAAAUAUCCAACCUAUGGCUAAAGAAGAUGACUACGCGGAAGAAACUCAACAAUCUACUGAUUGGAAGUCAGUUGGUUCCGAUAAGCCGAUAAUAAACUUAAUUUCUGAUAGAUCAGCGGGUUCUGAUCAAGUCCACAGAGAUAAUUCCGUGGAAAAUACUGCUAGGAAUUUUCCUAUUGAUGAUUUUAAUGCUAACGUUGAUAAAAGGUCCACAAAUGUUACGAAUGAAUGCAAUGAAUACAAGAAUUCAUAUUCUUCUUGUCCUAAUUAUCAAGAUAAAUUUUUUUACCCGUACAAUCAAAGUAAUUCGUACACAAAUCUGGACCAAAAGUACGAUCGCUAUGGAUAUGACUCAGAAAGAUUUGGACAAAUGGUUUAUCCCAGCUCGCCGGUGCCAAGCACCAGCAAGCAGGGCCUUGAAGAGUCUUACGCGCUCCAGCGGCUCUAUUCAGGUGGUGAAGACUUUAAUGGCAGGAUUCAUCAGUUAACGCCAAUCGUGAUCAAGAGCCCGAGGGUUGAUAUAUUUAUGGACAGAGAUAAUGACGGAGCUGGUGAUGGAAAUGAUAACUCUAAGAGACUUCGUUCUAAUGAAGAUUGUAUUCAUAAUCCUGCUAUUGCUACAGUUACUGAAAACUGCACUUGUAUUAAUGAACCGUCUGAGAAAAAAAUUAAAUAUGAAGCUCAUUGGUCCGAUUGCUAUCAGCACCAACCGGUGUUUGGGCAUAACCAUUGCUAUGAUUCGUAUGAUUACCCGGUGAAUCUUCAGACCGGUGCUAUGGAACCGACUGAUGCUACAGAUAAUAUUGAAGUGGAGAAAAGAUCUAUCUUUACGGUGACUGAUAGUCAAGGUCAGUUUGGGGUUAAAAAGUAG